GUCCGUCGCCCGUGACACCAGACAACAGCUGCGGUUCUGUGCGCGCCGCGGUGCAGCGCUCCGGGCCCGGCGGAGUGAGCGUGGGCGGCAUCCGCCAGCGGCUGUGAUAUGGGGACUGAGAAAAAGGAGGUGCUUCCCAAGGAAGAAAUUUCUGAAGAAUCCAAGCCACAUGGACCAGUGUUCGAAAAACUUUCACAGGAGGUUUACCAAGGUCACGGGUUUGGAGCAGCAAAUGAAAAAGACGUAUUAAAGGGACAUCUGAGAGAGUCUCCUCAGGAGAGAGACUUUGCAUCAGGGUUAAUUAUCUUCAAGAUGUCAUCCUUAGGUGAGAAAGAGCAGGAUAGUGGGAGUGAGAGCGGCUACAGUCCUGACCCAAGAGUGGGGCUCUGCCACGGAGAUCCUCCAGCAGAGAGGGACCCAAGAGUGGGGCUCUGCCACGGAGAUCCUCCAGCAGAGAGGGACCCAAGAGUGGGGCUCUGCCACGGAGAUCCUCCAGCAGAGAGGGUUAGUGUGUUUGCUACUUCUGCCCAGAGCUUCAUGGAGAACAUACAGCUUCAUAAAGCACAGAGGACUUCUGUGGGAGAAAAGCCUCACACGUGUAAAGAAUGUGGAAAAGCUUUUAAUCAGAACUCGCAUCUCAUCCAGCAUAUGCGAGUUCACAGUGGAGAGAAACCCUUUGAGUGCAAAGAGUGUGGAAAGACAUUUGGAACUAACUCCAGCCUUCGAAGGCACCUGAGAAUUCAUGCUGGAGAGAAGCCCUUUGCUUGUAACGAGUGUGGGAAAGCCUUCAUUCAGAGCUCACAUCUUAUCCACCAUCAUCGAAUUCACACAGGAGAAAGGCCUUAUAAAUGUGAAGAAUGUGGGAAAGCCUUCAGCCAGAAUUCAGCCCUUAUCCUGCACCAGAGAAUCCACACUGGGGAGAAACCGUACGAAUGCAAUGAGUGUGGGAAGACCUUCAGGGUCAGCUCCCAGCUUAUUCAGCACCAGAGGAUUCACACCGAAGAGAGGUACCAUGAGUGCACCGAGUGUGGCAAAGCCUUCAAGCACAGCUCGGGCCUCAUCCGACACCAGAAAAUCCACACUGGAGAAAAGCCCUAUCUGUGUAACGAAUGUGGGAAAGGCUUUGGUCAGAGUUCUGAGCUUAUCCGCCAUCAAAGAAUUCAUACAGGGGACAAACCCUAUGAGUGCAAUGAAUGUGGGAAGACUUUCGGGCAGAACUCAGAGAUUAUCAGACAUAUUAGAAUUCAUACUGGGGAGAAGCCCUAUGUAUGCAAGGAAUGUGGGAAGGCCUUCAGGGGUAACUCAGAACUUCUUAGACAUGAGAGGAUUCACACUGGAGAGAAACCCUUUGAAUGCUUUGAGUGUGGCAAGGCUUUCAGGCGGACCUCUCACCUAGUCGUCCACCAGAGAAUACACACUGGGGAGAAACCCCACCAGUGUCACGAGUGUGCAAGGACCUUUUGGGAUAACUCAGAGCUGCUGCUUCACCAGAAGAUUCACGUUGGAGAGAAGCCUUAUGAGUGCCGGGAGUGUGCGAAGACGUUCAGCCAGCUCUCGCAGCUCACCGUCCACCAGAGAACCCACACCGGAGAGAAGCCGUACGAGUGUCAGGAGUGCCAGAAGACCUUCAGUCGGAGCUCCCACCUCCUCCGACACCAGAGCGUCCACUGUGUCGAGUGACCUGCGGGCCAGGACUGUGUGGAAAGGCCGAAGCAGGCUCUUCACUUCUUCACGCUCUGUCCCCGGGUCCUUGGGUCACAUGCAAGGACAGGCCCUCCUAUGCCCAUGCCCUGAGCCUUGUUGUGGUAGCUGGCGGAAGUGAUGGGGCAGUUUCAUGAACUAUUUAUUGAGAAGUUUGUGCUCUGAAUUAAAUCAUGAGAGCUGUUUCAGGCCUUAAUUCUCCUCUGUCCUUCUUUCCUUCUUUCUUUUCCUCCCCACAGGGGUCUGCACCUGUGUCUAAAUUGUUGCUCUUUGUGAAAGUGGGGGCAGGAUUCACUGCUACGAACUACAGAGUUGACUCACUGUCUACUGAGAUGUUAGAAAAUCGUGACCACUCCAGCCCACUGCGUAGCCUUGGGUACCUUACUAAGCCCCCUGCCCCUUAGGCCUUAAAAUCUUCCGGUUGUGUUAUCAAGUUCCCUUGAACAUGGCAGCAUUAAUGAGAAAGCAGGAAGCUGCGUCUUUUCACAUCUGCUAGGCUUCUUACUUAUUUGAAGAGGGGUCCACGAAAAGGAAGCAGUUUACAGGAUGGAGUGGAAGCCUGAACACCUGGAGGAAGAACCAGAGAGACAGCUGAAGCCGGCUGCUGAGCCCGGGCAGGAGAGGCAGCUCAGCGGCAGCUCCUCCUGCUGCUGCCAUCCUGUCGGGAAGCAGUGAACAGGGUGGUGUGGCUUUUCUCUGCCGGGCACCAGGCCGUGGUGGUGAGCUGGAUAACUCGACGAAUCAGGCCUGGCCUUUCCGACAUCUGAACUCUCACGACCACCAGCUGGGGGCUCUGAGUAAUAGCUGUAAGUGUGACAGCUCUUCUUGGCUUGUCUUAUGGCCAAGAAUUCUUUUUCCAAUAUCUCUGCAUGUCUUCUGUGUCCUCCAGUUCUAAUGUUUCCAUGUGUGAUGUGUGUAGUAGAAAGAGAAAUUGCACUAAAGAAAACAUUGCAGGCCUGGAUUCUUAUCCGAGAACUCUCCCUUUAAUGAGCCCUUCAUUUUCUGGUCCUUGGUUUUCUCAUCUGCAAAAUGAGGGGUGUUGAAUGAAAUGAUCUCUCAAGUUUCAGGCAGCCUCUAAGAAAAUACGCUAAUCACCAGUUCUUUUUUUCAGUACUUGAGUUUCAUAACCCAAGGCUUUGUGUUUGCCAGGCAAAUGCCAGGCAAGCAGUCCACCUCUGAGCUUCAGCCCUAGCCUCAUCCCCUUCCAGAGACAGAUCCCGAUGAGCAGUCCGGUAACUGUGCCAGGCAGUGUGCUGUCAGCUUACACUUAUUUCCCGUGAUACCUCUGUGAUGUGGGUAUAGCUUUACUCAGAGACAAUUUACAUAUAAAGUUUGUGGUGUGAAAUGUCCAAUUGAGUGAUUCUUGCUAAAUUAGAGUUGCACAGUUUUCUUCAAUGCAAGUAUUCUUAAGCCAUCUUAAAUGAUGAAUGAGUUUAGGUGGGGCAGGGAAUGUUAGGUGAUUCAUCCAUGAUCGUGUUCCGUCUAGAGCUAAGAGUCCAGGGGUCUAUUAGCCGCUGUGCUGUGGGUAGGCUCCUUCAUUAAUGCCUCAUUUUAAGCCCUUUGCACACUUUUUUUUAUUACCAGCCACUACACAGAUGUGAAGAUUUUAAACUAUAUCUUAGCAAACGUGACUCAUCACAGCCCAGUUCUGCAGGGCAGGCUUUCUCUACCCCGAGAGCAUUUUUCAGGUUUCUAUGCUCGGCUUGAGAGAAAAGCAGUCAAAUAAGCAGCUACUGAGUCCAUUCCACAGCUUUGCAGGCAGCCGCUCUGCUGCCAGAUGCUGGCAGGAAAGCUCUGGCUGCCUCCCCCUGGUUACCAGUGCAGUGUGGUCUCCCUCGUUUUUGUUGCUUUGCUUGGGCUCAGAAUAAGCUGCGCCUACCCUGUCCCCAGGACGUCACUCACCUCUGUAAUUUAGGAUUUUUGUGGUCCCUUACUUUACUUCCAGCCCUUAUAUAGAGCCAGCAUCUAAGAAAGCUCAUUUAAAAUGUGAUUACAAUAAAAAUUAAAAAGCCAAGUGGAAACCUUGUCUACAAAAAACAUCAGCACUCUUCAAACUCUCCAAAGGAAUCUUCCCAAGACAUGCUCGUGAGGACCACGGCCUUCCCUGGAGAUGAGCAUGCUGCGCAAAGGUGGAGGUUCUCAUGUCUUUCCUUUCAGACUUCACUCUCAGAAGUUCUUGGUGAAACCAGCAGUGCAGGGUUUUGUUUUGUUUUGUUCUGUUGGAGACAGAGUUUCUGUGGCUGUCCUGGAAUUUGUUGGGUAGAUCUGGCUGAUCUCAAACUGAGACCCACUGGCCUUUGCCUCCCAAAUGCUGGGAUUAAAGGUGUGCACCACCAUGCCCGACCCUUUUCAGGGCUUAGUUUGGGUUUUCCUUGCUGUUGUUUUGGUUUUUGGUUUUUCCAAAAAGUCAAUCCUUCCACCCAAAUUCAACACAUAGUUUCUUUUUCCUCGCUCCCUCCUUUCCUCCUUU
This is a messenger RNA of Arvicola amphibius (Eurasian water vole), 4171 nucleotides long. RefSeq names its product ZFP3 zinc finger protein (gene Zfp3). Lineage: Eukaryota; Metazoa; Chordata; Mammalia; Rodentia; Cricetidae. The transcript is spliced from 2 exons. The coding region runs from base 109 to 1680 and encodes 523 amino acids. The record is from RefSeq and is a predicted model, not a curated record. Gene Ontology annotation, biological process: regulation of cytokine production; negative regulation of transcription by RNA polymerase II; regulation of immune system process.